AUGGAGGGAAACUCAAACACCACUUCAAACAAUGAGACAUCAUUGACAAGGGAUGGUAGUAGCGUUUUUGAUAAAAUUUUCCUUACUGUCACUGUUUCUCUUAUUAUAAUCAUAAUCUUCGCCGCGAUCUGUGGAAACCUGCUUGUCUGCCUCGCUAUUUCAUUCAAUCAACGCCUUCGCAAAGUGACCAACUACUUCAUAGUUUCUCUGGCGAUCUCUGAUCUCAUGACAGCUUGCUUUUCAAUGCCAUUUGAUGUGCAAGCUCUCAUACACCCAUUCGGGUGGAAUAAUGGUGAGUUCACGUGCAAUUUCUGGGCCUUCAUGUACCUGAUAGCAGCCCCAACUUCCAUACUGAACCUAAUGGCGGUCAGCAUCGACAGAUAUCGAGCUAUCAGCGCCCCACUGCAGUACUACGACAAGAUGAGACCAAAAAGAGCCUUGACUUUCAUAGCAAUAAUCUGGCUUUAUUCUUUCGUCUUUACAACAGUUGGAAUGGUGGGGUGGCCUUUCUAUGAUCACAGCGUGAUAAAUGGCAUGUGUUUCUUCAACAUACAUCCUUAUUUUUCCGUGACAAGUUCUGCGGUAAAUUUUAUUUUCCCAACAGUUGUGAUGUGUGUGAUCUAUUUCAAGAUCUACCUGAUUGCCAAUGCGCAUGCCCAUCGUUUGGCAAACGAAGUCCCUGAACCAGUGCCGUCUUGUGUGUCCAACGAGGAUUCUGCAAACAUGACCAACGAAAAGAAAAGGACCAAGCGAAACAUCAAGGCUGCGAAGACCAUCGCCAUUUUAGUGUCAACAUUUCUUGUAUGCUGGAUGCCAAUAACUUUAUUGUCUACUGUUGGUUCCCUCUGUAGAGAGUGUAUCAUGGUCGGCAAUGUGGCAGUCUUCCAGGCACUUCUAGUGCUGGCCUACCUCAACUCAGCGCUCAAUCCCAUCUUGUACUCAUUUUUCAAUCGGGAAUUCCGGGAAUCCUUUAUAAAGAUAUUUAAACUACGGUGGCAUCAGAGCAAUAAUAAUUUAACCCCUUAA
This is a messenger RNA of Porites evermanni, 1026 nucleotides long. Lineage: Eukaryota; Metazoa; Cnidaria; Anthozoa; Scleractinia; Poritidae. The record is from the annotation of a GenBank genome assembly.